AUGAUGAUGAGUAGUAAUACUACAAGCAAUAUUGCUGACGAGGAAACAAUGACUGAAUCAGAUAAUCGUAAGAGUUUCCUGAUUUCCAGUUUAUUAUCUGCAGCAUCGUCGUCUGAAUCAAUGGUGGAAACUGAAGAAGACGAUGAAGAAGAAGGUAUGCUGCAUGAUGACGAUGAUGAUGAAAUAGUCAAAGAAUUAGAACAUAACGAUGAAGAUGAAGCAGAAGAGAAUAACAACAAUAAUCCUAAUCCAAAACAACCAAUUCAAUUGACACAAAUCCCACACCGAGCAUUUCCAAAGACGUCACCAUCAUCGACGCUUUUUCCACGCUUAAUGUCUUCAAACGAUUUUUCCUAUCUCUAUUAUCUUAGUUACCAUUAUUUUGCUAUGCAAAUGUCAAAAAAUGGUCAAAUAUCAUCGACACCAUUACCAUUAUCUCAUCCAACAUUACUAAAUUCAAAUAUAAAUUCAUUAAAGAAACCUCUGAAAUCAUCCUAUCCGUUAACACCAACAUCUUCAUCAUGUUCAUCAUCACCACCAUCGCCGAACUUAACCAACGCAACAACAUCUACCUCGCUCAAUUCAUCUAGCACUAAUUCUCGCUAUCAAUGUGAUGGAUGUUCCAAAUCUUACUCAACAUUUGGUGGCCUUUCAAAACACAAACAAUUUCAUUGCGUUGCCCAAAUUAAAAAACAAUUUCAAUGUAAAUUCUGUGAAAAAACGUAUAACUCAUUAGGUGCGCUUAAAAUGCAUAUACGUACACAUACAUUACCAUGUAAAUGCAAGAUUUGUGGCAAAGCAUUUUCACGUCCAUGGCUUCUGCAAGGACACGUACGUACACACACAGGAGAAAAACCAUUUCAAUGUGAAAUCUGUUGUCGAGCAUUUGCUGAUCGAUCGAAUCUCCGCGCGCAUAUGCAAACACAUUCGGAUAUUAAAAAAUACCGGUGUAACAAUUGUUCAAAAACAUUUUCACGUAUGUCAUUACUUAACAAACAUACGGAAAACUGCUUACAGCAACAGCAGCAGCAGCAACAACAACACGCAACGACGCAUUCUUCGACUGAUGAUUGUACCAGUACAUCAAUGCUUGUGCCUGCUGCAUUUUCGAUUUAA
Molecule: messenger RNA, 1116 nt
Organism: Adineta ricciae
Lineage: Eukaryota; Metazoa; Rotifera; Eurotatoria; Adinetida; Adinetidae
Source: the annotation of a GenBank genome assembly